This is a messenger RNA of Monoraphidium neglectum, 1638 nucleotides long. RefSeq lists its product as hypothetical. The record is from RefSeq and is a predicted model, not a curated record. The transcript has 4 exons. Bases 1 to 1638 code for a protein of 545 amino acids. Lineage: Eukaryota; Viridiplantae; Chlorophyta; Chlorophyceae; Sphaeropleales; Selenastraceae.
AUGGUGCAGAAUUUUUUGUGCUUCUGGGUGAUGACAUCAAGCUGCUCGAGCGGGUGGGGUGCCAGCGCCUUCGCGUCCUCGGCAAGCCUCAUCAACGGCGUCGGUGGCCUGGGGGCUGCACGCUACUGCAAGCAGGGGGCGCCGUGGCGGGACGCUCUGCUGUCAGAUGCAAUUGCGGUGCUGGAGCAUGCGCUGGGCCCAGAGGCCGCUGGGCGCCAGCUGCGCUGCCUCAACGUCGUCGUGCCUACAUACAGGUGCAACCUUGGCGCCCUGCGCCGCAUCACCCAGCUGCGCACGUCGCUCGCCGCCCGCGCGUCGCUGCACACGCUCGUCGUCGUCGACGACCCCUCCUCGCCCGCGCUGGCAGAUGUGCAGGCGCUGCAGGACUGGAGCCCAAACCACCUCGUGCGCGUGUACGUGCAGCCCGCCAACAUGGGCGCCAGCGACGCGCGCAAUGCGGGCAUGGCGCAGAGCUUCGGGGACUGGACUGUGCUGCUGGACGAUGACGUGGCGCCUGACGAGCAGCUGCUCGACGCCUACCUGGGCGCAACGCUGCGGCACCCGCACGCCAAGGUGUUUGUUGGCCUGACCCAGCUGCCGGAGCCGCACUCCAUGCAGCAGCACGCGCUGGUGGCCUCCCAGAUGACUUUCUUCUUCUCCAUCGCGGCCCGCGAGCCCAACCCGCCCUGGGGCGUGACGGCCAACCUCUGCGUCCCCGGCCGCAGCAACAACACCGUCUGGUUCAGCGGGGCCUACCCCAAGACCGGCGGCGGCGAGGACGUGGAAUUCUGCCUGCGGCUCAAGGCGCUCGCCGCCGACAAGGACGCAGCCAUCGUGGCGGUGCCGGAGGCCAGGGCGCUGCACCCCUUCUGGGGCGGCGUGCUGCGCCAGGUUGCAGGCUGGGCUUCGGGCGACGUGCUCUGCUUGGAGGCGCUGCCGCACAGCACCUUCCGCGCGCUGCCCAACUGGGCCGAAGCGACGCUGCUGCUCCCGGUUGCCGCGGCCAUCGGCGCGCCGCCGCUCAGCGGCGCCCUGGAUGGCUGUGGCACGAUGGAGCGGCUGGUGCUGCUGGCGGCCUGCGCUGCAGCCAUCAUGGCCGUCGAGCUGACUCUGGGCGUCGUGUCGGUGCUCCCGCGCGUGCCCCCGGCCCUUGCGCCGCCACGCCGCAUGGUGAUCGCUGUGCUGGCGCUCGUGCCCGCCCUGGUGCAGGACGUCGUCCGGCUGCGCUGCAAGCUGGCGCGGCUGCGCUUCACGCAGAUCUGCCUCUGCUUUGACUGGAUGGAUGGCCAACGCGACCACGUUGCUGCCACCCAGUUUGGCCUUCUCGUGCGCAAUGUCUGCUGGGCUGUCGCCGUGUGCUGCGUGCUUUUUUGGUCCAGGCUGUCGGCCGGCACGCUGGCUCUGGCCGCGUCUUUCCUGACGGCUGCUGUGCUGCUGUUUGCGCGCUCCCAGCGCAUCAACCAUCGGCGGCUGUUCUGCCGCGACUACCUGUCGGCCCUGCGGCCGCUGCCGCUGCCAGAGGACGGGCCUGUGCCGUUUGUGGUGCUGGCCUACCAGAGGACCGGCACCAACCUGCUGUGCGGCAUGCUCCACAACCACCCAGAGGUGCGAGCGCUGGUGGCGGCGAGGCUGCAAUGA